This is a messenger RNA of Drosophila nasuta, 637 nucleotides long. RefSeq names its product forkhead box protein G1. Lineage: Eukaryota; Metazoa; Arthropoda; Insecta; Diptera; Drosophilidae. The coding region runs from base 80 to 415 and encodes 111 amino acids. The transcript has a single exon. The record is from RefSeq and is a predicted model, not a curated record.
UCAACGCCCGGCAGAAGUAAUCGAAGCAAGUUCGAAGAGCGCUACAUCGAGACCUCAAAAAAACCAAAAAGGAAGCAACAUGUCAUACUACGACGACGAACGCCGCCAUCAUCAUCAUCAUCAUCACCACGGAGGACGUCCCAUUGUCGAGGUGGACAUUGUGCCACCAAGGAUUCCGCGUCCCGUCGUUGAAAUCGAUAUUGGCUCCCGCUAUCCCCCACCCCCAUCCUAUCGGCCGGAAGUGGUCGAGGUGGUGACACCAGCGGCUGUCUACCAACCGCCACCGCCGCCACGCCCCAUUGUCGAGGUGGAAGUGAUGCGACCCAAUCGACCACUCAUCGAGUUCAACAUUGGCGGACGUCGUCCGCCACCACGUGAGGAGGUCGUCAUCGUCCAGCAGCAGCCCAGAUGGUAACCAGUGACCAGUUCGAUAUAUAAUUGAAAAUUCAUUUCAAAUGCUUCAGCCAUAAGUUUAAAUGUCCAACAACAAAAGUAUUUAUUUAUAAUUGAAAUUACAUUAUCAUGUGACCAGUAGAAACAAAAAAAACACACACACAAAAAAGAAGAAAAAAAAAACAUUAAAUAUUUAUUUGUUAUGCCAUUGGCAUAAAUAUGAAAUUAAAACCUCUUUUAAAAA